Molecule: messenger RNA, 2621 nt
Organism: Pseudopipra pipra
Lineage: Eukaryota; Metazoa; Chordata; Aves; Passeriformes; Pipridae
Gene: CD274
Product: CD274 molecule
Exons: 7
Coding region: 646-1587 (313 amino acids)
Biological process (GO): cellular response to lipopolysaccharide; positive regulation of T cell proliferation; immune response
Cellular component (GO): external side of plasma membrane
Source: RefSeq, a predicted model, not a curated record
AGGUAAAGCAGCAGAAAUUCAAUAAAAUAGAUUCUGCUUGUAGGCUGACUCUUUUUGUCACUGUUUUACAAAGGCACUAUUGUGUAAAUACGUGUUAUUAACUACUGCAUGAAUUAUUUUCACAGUAUAUGUAAUUUUGCAAGCCUAAUGAUAAGUACUGUGAGACCAGGGUAGAAAGGAGGGUGUGUUCACAGUAUGUUAAAAUAAGGCAAAGAGGUGGGAAAGAACCAAGUUCUAUUUUCUCCAGUGAAUGCAUAUAGAGAAUUCCUUCAUUCUCCUCCUACUAGGAGCAACACUCCCUGCUACAGUUAGGGAAAAAAUUGGGUAUUUGUGAGUACGUAUUUACUAUUUGACAGGUAGUGAUAAAACAUAUGUUUUGCUAUAUUGAAGGACAGAUGUUUAAAGCAAAUAAAAUAAGUUGGUUUUCCCAUGGGUUUUGGACCCAUGCAGCAGGAAGCUUUCUACCUGAUUACCUACUGGGUGCAAUUUUGUCCUGUUUUCAACUAGAGUGGAAUUCAGUGCCUUCUGCCCAGUUCUUUGUGUGGACUGACUAUCAAAGGUAUUUUACAGCGCAAGUUAGAAAAUGAGUAGGUAUUUAUAUUUGUCUGUGCCUAUUAUUUUCUGAUUUUAGGUUCCAUCUACAUCAUGGAACGGCCUUUACUUUUGUAUAUAUUUUUAUUCUACUGGAAUUUCCUCAAUGCUUUAUUCACUGUUGAAGCUCCUCAGUCACUCUACAUUGUGGAACAUGGGAACAAUGUGACCAUGGAAUGCACAUUUCCAGUGAAUGGGAAAUUAAAGUUUGGAGAUUUAAAUAUCAGCUGGGAAAAAAAAGAUGAGUUAAAGAAGCUGGUUUAUAUACUUGUCAGAGGAAAGGAAGACUUGAAGGGUCAGCACAGUGACUUUAAGGGAAGAAUAAAAUUGCUGAAAGAGAAUCUGAACUUGGGACAGUCUCUCCUUCAGAUCACUGAUGUGAAGCUCAGAGAUGCAGGGACCUACCACUGUAUUAUUGGCUAUAGGGGAGCUGAUUACAAGACAAUCCACCUGAAAGUUAAGGCUCCUUACAGAACUAUAACCCAAAGAGUGGUGAGCACAGGACACAAUGAAUGGAAGUUGACAUGCCAGUCUGAAGGAUACCCAGAAGCUGAAGUGAUAUGGCAAAAUGGAGACUAUGAAGAUUUGACUGAUAAGGCAAACACAAGUUAUCAAACUGGAAGGGACCAGUUGUAUCGUGUGACAAGUACCCUUACAAUCAAAAGCAGAAUUGAUGAGAUAUUUUACUGUAUAUUCUGGAAUAAAGAGCUGCAAGAAAAUACAUCUGCCAUUUUACACAUAGCAGAUGCACCUGAUGGCAUUCUGUGGACCGAGAGCAGACGCUUUGUUGGAGCAACUCUCAUUACUACCGCUUUUGUUGGAUCAGGGCUUCUAUUUAUGUUCUGCAUAAGAAAAGCUAGAGCAAAUAAGGACAACAGAACACCUGUGUUGAGUUCAUCAAUAACAAAUCUAUCAAAAGAUAAGGAUACACAUGACUCCAGAGAUGCUUCUUUUGAAGACAGAGAGCUGAAAUAUAUGCAAAUUGAGAAGACCUAGACAGAGAAAGCAGGGAAAGAAUUUUUUCCUCUGUGGUGAAGACUUGACAGCUUGGAUAUUCUAUGUUCUAUCUAUUGAAGGGGAUAUUAAUUUUUUGUUUUUAUUGUGUGAUGGCGAUCUUCUAAUUGUUGUAACUUGGGAAAAAUGCAAUGAAGUUAAAAUAAUUAUAACAUAAAAAGUCCUUGCAUUCAGGUGUCUGUAUAUGGAACUAGAUAUUGAGGUAUUUAUUUAAAUAUCCAAGUUUCUACCUUACGAGUUUCGUUGAAAAUGUCUUUAAGGUAAAGCAACUUAGGUCUAGCUAUGAACUUCAUAGCUAGUUCUUGAUAGGUCAUCUUCUGGAUAUUUUUUUUCCUUCCUCACCUGAGCUCUCAAUUUCCUGCAGAGAUUUUGUUUUCUAGCUUUUAAAGAAUUUUUUCAUUACUGUGAUCCUCAUAAAAGAUAACGGUACAACAAGACAAGAUGCCAUACAUACAGGGCAUUUUCUGUCCUUAAAAUACAGAUUACUCACAGCUAAGCCUAAAAAAGUGCUGUAACCCUCUUGGCAACUAUGGUUUAGAAAUUAAAUAAUACUGAGCUUUUUGAUCUCUUCCUCUUAAAAGUGUUUUGGUAAUUAAAUUUCCUUGUAAUAUAUCUGGCACUACUUGAUUACUGCUCAUUACUUUCCUGAUUUACAAUUUGGGGAUAAUGCAACUGUUUAGACCUUCAGAAAGAAGAGCUCUUGUUUUGGAGGCUUUUUUCUUCAUCUUGGGAAUAGAAGAAAGAAAACCUUCUUACUUCUAGGACAUGAAAUACAUGUGAUAUAUGUGAUUACUUCAGAAAUGCAUAGGAAACAUGCUCCUGGAUCCCAUUUCUUAAGUUAUUGUUAUGUUACAUUUUGCUAGAUACGUAACUUUUUUGGGGCGGUCAUACAGAGGUGAAAAUUAUUUAUUACAAUGAUAUUCAGAAUUAUAUUUUUUUUAAUAAAACAAGUUUUGUUUUUAUUCUGUUUUUCCCUGCUCUCCUUGACUUGUAAGUACGUAGAGUAAGCACUCCUG